Messenger RNA from Eublepharis macularius, 6186 nucleotides. RefSeq names its product solute carrier family 45 member 3 (gene SLC45A3). Gene Ontology annotation, cellular component: membrane. The coding region runs from base 307 to 2043 and encodes 578 amino acids. NCBI's taxonomy places the organism in Eukaryota, Metazoa, Chordata, Lepidosauria, Squamata, Eublepharidae. Gene Ontology annotation, molecular function: sucrose:proton symporter activity. Gene Ontology annotation, biological process: transmembrane transport. The transcript has 5 exons. The record is from RefSeq and is a predicted model, not a curated record.
CGCUGGCUGGACUGACGGUCCUCAGAAGCGCGGUGGCUGAAGGGGCAAGAAGCGCAGCGGCGUCGCCUGGGCAAGAGACAUGCAGGCUGCUGCGCCCUCUUUUCCAGAAUGUGAAACACAAGAAAAGGUCUGGAACAUUCUUCUUGCUAUAUCGGUUGGAUCAGUGUAACAGCAGUGGUGCUUCUAAGCUGUGGCUAACAGCACAAGUUCACUACUGGCUUUAAAAAUGGCCACCAAGCGCUUGCCAUUGCCCCUCAGAAGAAGACACAGGACUAUGAUAUUUCACUUUGGAUCAUCUUGAAGAACAUGUUAUUGGCCUGGCACAAUUCUCUGAUGCUGAGGUGCAAGGGCGGCAUGGCUCAGAAAGCGUGGGUCAGCAAGCUGUUUCAGAAUCGUAAAGCCCAGCUACUGUUGGUCAACUCACUGACUUUUGGCCUGGAAGUCUGUCUAGCUGCAGGUGUCACCUAUGUGCCACCACUCUUGUUGGAAGUUGGGGUGGAGGAGAAGUUCAUGACCAUGGUUCUGGGGAUUGGGCCUGUUCUAGGUCUACUGUUCGUCUCUCUCAUUGGCUCUGCCAGCGACCACUGGCGCAGUAGCUAUGGCCGCCGUCGGCCUUUCAUCUGGGUCCUGUGUUUGGGAGUUUUGCUGAGCCUUCUGAUCAUCCCUCAUGCUCGCCACCUGGCUAGCCUUAUUGCUUUGAACACCCGCUCCCUGGAGAUAGCCUUUCUUAUCAUGGGCGUUGGCCUGCUUGACUUCUGUGGCCAAGUCUGCUUCACUCCCCUGGAGGCUCUUCUCUCUGAUCUCUUCCAGGAGCCGGACAACUGUCGGCAGGCCUUCUCCAUGUAUUCUUUCAUGAUCAGCCUGGGCGGUUGCAUUGGAUACCUGCUGCCAGCAAUCAACUGGGACAGUAGCUUCCUGGCUCCUUACUUGGGGGGGCAGGAAGAAUGCCUGUUCAGCCUUCUCACCAUCAUCUUUCUCAGCUGUGUCCUGGCCACUGCCUUUGUGACCGAGGAAGUGGUAGCCCUGACUGAAGUGCUGACAAGCCCUGCUAUGAAGGAUUCUUCCGUGCCCCCUCUCCUUAGCUGCUGCUCGUGCUGGGUUCCAAAGAGCUUCUUGAGGAUCCAACAUGUGGUCCAGGCAUUUCGGAAUCUCUGCGCCUUGGCUCCACGCCUGCACGGAUUGUGCUGCCAUAUCCCCAAGGUGAUCCGGCAGCUUUUUGUGGCUGAGCUGUGCAGUUGGAUGGCCCUCAUGACAUUCAUGCUGUUCUACACGGACUUUGUUGGGGAAGGGCUGUACCAGGGAGUUCCCAGAGCUGAGCCAGGCACAGAAGCCAGACGAAACUAUGAUGAAGGUAUUCGGAUGGGUAGUUUGGGCCUCUUUCUCCAGUGUGUCAUCUCCAUCUUCUUCUCAACAAUCAUGGACCGGAUGGUGAAGCAGUUUGGGACGCGAAUGGUCUACCUCGCCAGUGUGGCCUUUUUCCCACUGACUGCCUUCAUCAUGUGCUUUUCACAGAGUGUCGUCAUUGUCACUGUUUCUGCUGCUCUGACAGGUUUCCCCUACUCAGUGCUACAGAUCCUACCUUAUACACUGGCAUCCCUUUAUCAUCAUGAAAAACAGAUAUUUUUACCUAAAUAUAAAAGUAAAGAAGAUACAGCUCAACUGGACAUGAAGCCUGGCUUCCUCAAAAGUCACCUUUCUGGCUCAAAACUGACCUACCAGAAUGGACACGGUGGGAGCCUCUUCUCUCCUGUGGCAGGCUCUGCCCUUUGUGUUAGCUCACCUUGCGAAGUCUCGCUCAGGACGAUGGUGGGAGAAUCAGAAGCAGCAGCUACCAGCCGAGGCAUCUGUUCCGACCUGGCCAUCUUGGACAGUGCCUUCCUCCUCUCUCAGGUCAUCCCAUCCCUCCUCAUGGGCUCAGUUGUUCAGUUCACACAGUCGGUCACUGCUUAUAUGGCAUCUGCUGCUGGCUUUGGGCUAGUGGCCAUUUACUUUGCAACCAAAGUUGUAUUUGACAAGAGUGACAUGGCCAAGUAUUCAGUGUAGGAAGGGAAAGGGAAAGAGACUGUGGGAAAAGAAUCAUGCACAGUAUAAUGGAUAAUGUAGAAGAUAAAUGUAGAAGAGUCAACAAGGCACAUACCGCUUUCUUUCUCUCUUCCCGGUUGUGUUGCAAUGAGACACAUGCAAAAACUCUGAUGGAAAAAAGAAUGCUGGGCAGAUCUCAGGGUGUGGACUGAAAGGGAGCCUGAUACUGUGUCCUCUGUUUCUCUCUGAUGCCUACAUCAAAGUGCCUCUGCUCAAAUAACCUACCAAAGAGGUUUGCAAGAAAAAGGGCCUGUCUUUUGGCAAUGGGCUAUUCCUGUGUUAGCUUUGUCCAGGAGUGUGGGAGAAAAAGUGACACUCUGCAGAAGGCACAAAGGAUGGGUCAGAGUAGUUACUCUCCCUCAUUACUGGCCUUUCCAUCUUACUGUUGGUCUGUCUUCAUUUUGGGUCCGAGCUGCAACCCACGCAUCACACCUUUUUCUGUCUUCACGUAAACUAGAAAAUACAUGGGAAGGGGGCUCUCGCCGAAGGAAUGAGCCAUGCCUUUUUAUCCAUUGCAAGAAGUAGUGCAGGUCAAGAACAAGGUGGUAUGAAUAAACUGGGUAGAGCUCUGCAGGUUGCUUGUUUAGCAGAGAGUGCUAAAUCUUGGUCCUCAUCUGAUAGGCUUUCCCUACACCAUGCCCUGAACAGAGCUUGCAGUUAGUGCAAACAGAGAGGCUUGUGUAAAUACAAGCUGUAGAACAUGCCCCUCUGGAGUCUUGGCUUUAAGUGACUAACUGGUACAAACAAAUGACAGAACCUUUCACUGUACGGGACUGAAAAGAAUCUUUAGUGAGCCAACAAACCUCCUUUCCUGCUAAGGAAGUGAUGUGGCCAGUUUGUCUGUACUAAAAGGAUCUAAAGAGGGGCGGGGGGGGAGGAACCCCCCGUAUUUCAGCAUACUGCAAGGGCCGCCUCCAAGCUGUGUUUUCCAGUGUGUGAUCCAGCAUUUCUGCCACCCAGAUAGAGCAGAGCUGCUCCCCCUGCCAGGCAAAUGUUGCAAAGCAUAUUGCUCUUUUUAAGUCUUUUUGCUACAAAGCAGUUUUUAAUGAGGCAUAUUAUAGCUAGCAGCUAUUCACUCGGCACCAUGUGGAGCAGCUAUUUCUAAGGCAGAGUGUAGAAACUGCACACCCAAUACGGAAAAAGUUCAUGGUGAUGUAGGAAUUGUAGGACUGGAUGGACACCAGCAAACUGAGUCCAGCCCUCUUUCCCCAAGGCAAGAAUCCUUUAUUUGACUCCACAAAUUAUAUUGUUCUCUGGUUGUAACAAUGCAUUCCUUCAUGCUUUGAGUCUUGGGGUCAUUACGUAGAUGAUUCCUUAGAGCUGGAGGACUGGGAAUGCCCAUUCAAUCCAGCCCCCUUUGCUAGUGUGAAAUAUACAGUGCCCUGCAAUCCUGACAGCCUAUCUUGGUGCUGUAAUAAAACACAGGCAACCCACAUAAAAGCCAAGGGAGAUCAUACUAUAGGGGAAAUACUGUUAUUCAGAGGGAAGUAUGUGAGCCAGAAUAGCAUGCUUGAGGGGAAAAUCCCAAGAUUCCUGUUAAAGGUUCUCAGUCAGUUGGAGCUACAAAGAACUCUCUUUCGGAGACCCUGGAGGAUUAUCACUAAAGCCUGCAAGGGAGGGGGGGCGGGAUGUUCAACUAGGCUUUCCCACUAGACAAUUUUGAUAGCUUUCAACCACAGGUUUUUAACACUAGUGCAAUCCACAGUCUCUGACUAUGUCCCCUGUUGAGGUUUCAGAGGGAGAAAAAUCCAGUUUCUGAUAUGGAAGGAGAAUAGUCUUCAUUCCUAGAAGCUACAACUAAACUCUUGGGUUAAAAUAUCUUACUAUAUCUUUCAACUCCUAGGAUAAGCCAGGGCUGCUUGUCUAAGAAUCAGAAGAAAGUAAUAGCAUUGGAAUGAAUACUUGGGUGCAGCUCUCAAAAGCCUUUAUAUAGCAGUCUCUCAGAAAUCAAUUGCACGCUUCUGUUGGUUCUCUUGGAAGUGCUGCCUUUAACAGGCCUAGACAUCAGUCAAGGUGUAAAUGGAACAACUCCACAAAUCUUUCCCACAAUUGUGAAUAAAUGUAACAUGUGAGUUUCCAACAGGCUUAAGGCACUUCCAACGCCAAACCCCCAGCCUGUUGCUGUGUCAUGGCUCCAUUCAAUUCCUGUAAGAGGUGUGAAACAAGUGCAGCUAGUUUCUUGCAGCUAGACAUGACAUCAUGGGUGGUGGCUGUAUUUUAUAUUUGGAGAGAUCCAAGCCAGUUGAAAGCCUGGGGCACUAACCUGCUCCUUCUCCAAUCAUUUCUCAGCUCCAUGUCGUAUUUAAAUGGAAUCAAGCACGGCUUGGCUAUGAAUUGCUGUAGCAUAGGAUUUUCUCCACACUUUCUCGUGUGCUGCUUUGGAAACUCUCUGCUACUGCUUAGAAGCACUGAAUGGGAGAGAUUUACUGAUAGUGACAUAUUCUUAUGAAAAAGAUUUUUUCUGCUGACCUCAGUCUCCUGUAAAUAAGUAGACAUGUAAAAAGGUGCUUGGUACUGUGCAUCUAGUCAUUCCUAUUUUAUUUUACUUCUUGUCAAGACUUCCUUUUAAAAGGGAAAGUUCUGAUUUUUUUAGGCCAUGGUUAGGACUCUUCUCCCCCCAACCCACCAAUCCCAGGCCAGUCAUCUGUUUGAGAGUUUGCGGAUAUUUGUAUGCAUCCCAUGGCUACAUAUGGAAAUCCACUGGUAUCUUUAAAAAAAUUUUUAAGCAUAAUGGUCACCCCUUCAUUCUUGCUUGGUACAAAGAGCCAAGUGGAUGCUUUUGGCAUUGCUCUGUAAGAUUAGAACUGAUCAGCUCCUCCUUCCUCCUGCAGUUCGCAGCAUCCUAACUUGUGGGCUUUGUGAGAAGCAAUAGAACACCCUCCCCUGCUUGUCUUGCAACAGCAAUGGAGCGCUCCCAGCACUUGUGUCUUACCCAUCCCACAACUGUUAUGUGACCCUUGACAGGGAUCCUGCUAUGCUACUUGAGAACCCAUGGCUGGCGCUCCUGGAGGUAUGUGUUACGAAGUAGCAGAAGUGCCGAUCAGUCUCAAGUCAUAGGGUUGUGCAAAACUCACUUUCUGUGGCUGCCACAUCCUUUCUCUUUGAAGGGAAACACUUUCUUCUGUCUGGCAAAUGAGAAUGACAGCAGUGUUUGAAACCCGCCAUACUUUUGGCAAUUAUGCAUUACAGGUGCGAUCCAAUUAUGCAAAUAUACAGGUUAGCUUGUAGAAAAGGUGAGAUGCUAAUGAUACUUGAAGAAACUGUCUGAAAGGCUUGGAUGCCGAGGCCAGGCAUAGCAGCUGAGCAGAAAGUGCAGAGCUCAUUAUUCCAAAGCUUCUCAUGCAGCCUGCAGCUGCAAAGACAAUCCCUUGAAAGCACCUGAACAAGCACUCCAGGCACAGUGAAGGGCGGGGGGGGCUUGGAAAUGUACAGCCAGUUCUAGGUUUGAGCCUCUGCCCUUCUCUGUUUCCUGUAAGGAAUGAAUUUGCAUUGGUUGUAUUGCUGGGAAAGAAUUAGCUGAAGCCUAAAUCUAACUGAGCCACUUCCAGUCUGAUUUUUGUUAAAUCUAAAUUGAAGUACGAAAAAGAAUGGCUAUUUCAGUUGCUCUUUGUAACUCUGCCCACUGUUCAAUGCCAGGUGUUCAUCAGAAGCCACAAGGACUCUUUCCCCAGCAGGCAACCUGCUCUGCACCCAUUUUUUUCUUGUACCACAAAUGAGCCAGUAGAGAUUCUGAUACUGGACAUAAUUGAUGGAUAUGGAGUCCAAUUAGCUCUGUUACAAUGGCUGCCAUGUAGGCUCUCUUCACUUUUAAUAAAAGUUUUAUUAGCUAGUGUCUUUCAUCCUCUUCUAUUCCAUCCGCCUUUUCCCACGCAGCUUUAUUUAAAGGGAAGUUACUGAACUUAGGGCCAGUGAUUGGAUGAUGCCUUUACUUCUCUGCGAGAGAUUAUUUUGAAUAAUUUGUUCUAAGGGAAAGAGAUCUCUGUGCGGUUUUUAUUCGUUAAAAGCAAAACACUGUCUACAGUUGUGUGUUUUUAUUUAUUUAGGGAAGUAAAUAUUUUGUACAUUUUAUUGUGCAAGGAAUAUUAAAAGUCUAUUAAGGAAUGA